GUCCGCGACUCCCUGAAGUACACGCGCAUUUGCAAGUACUGGAGCUCCAAUCGGUGCAAGCUGGGCCAGGACUGCAACUUCGCACACUCGGAGCAUGAGCUGCGAGACCAGCCAGACUUGGUUGGCACUCGACUGUGCUUCCAGUUCUCGUCCAAAGGUCGAUGCAAGAAUGGUGACAACUGCAAGUUUGCUCACGGCAAAGAUAAGCUCCGCAGCUUGCCAAAGACAAGGAGACGGGAGAUGGAGCCUAUGAAGAUCCUAGUUGGCAACCUGAGCUUGUCGGGUCUCACAGUGUGCGAUCGCGAUGCAUCUCCCCAGAAGAUUGCGGAGGUCUUGCCAUUGAAGGCUCCGCCUGGCUUGGCUCCUCCUCCUGGCCUUUCACUACCGGGGACGGCAUGUUCCACCGCCAUCCCAAGCCCCGCAGUCUCAGCUGCCUCUACUCCUCGGUGCCCGUGA
Symbiodinium pilosum is the source of this 456-nucleotide messenger RNA. NCBI's taxonomy places the organism in Eukaryota, Dinophyceae, Suessiales, Symbiodiniaceae. The record is from the annotation of a GenBank genome assembly.